ACAAAAAAUUACUAAGUAAAAUAAACCACAAUUGUUUUUAGGAGAAGUUCUGGUUUAAUGGUUUGUUAUUUAAUACUAAUAAAAGAACACUUUUCACUUCGAUACAAAUGUAUGAAUAAUAACGUCAAGUUGCAAACCUUUUUUUAUUAUUUUAUCGGACAAAUAAUAAAUUUCAAUUAGUUUGCUAAUGAUAAUGUUAACAAAUCAAUAACAAACACUCGCUAUUUAGAGACUAAAUAGUAAAGAACUAAAGAAAGUAAAUUAAAAAAAAUAUGUUUGUUUUUUUUUAACUAAUUAGUGGAAAAUUAAUUUAGUAAAAAAAAAUAAAAAAAUUGUUUACAAAAUAAACAUGUUUUCAAAAACUAGCUGCUGUUGCUGGAAAUCACCAAAUAAAACGGAAAUUACUACAGAUGUUACCACAGGUGGUAUACAAAAUAAGAGCUAUGAUUCCUGGGAACCAUUUCCACAAACACAAUCCUCUUCGAUAGCAACGGAUCAAGAAUCUAAAUCAUCUUCUGUGGCUGUGAUCCAACAACCUAAAUUAUCGAAAAGUUCUCGCAGUUCUUUGGAAAGUAUAAAACUUUCAAAAAUUGAUUUGAAUUUAGAUUUAUUUGAAGAUAAUAAACGUUUUACGGAUAUGUCGGAAACUAUACACAAAAGUUUUUCGGAUUUGAAUAAUAUUUAAGAGUACUUCAUCGACAAUAAUAGCACAACCUAGUGACGAUUCGGGUACCGGGACAUUUCGUAAGAAAAACUAUACCACAACAGUGAAUCACAACAUAACGACGACAACCAUCACAACGGAAAAUAACGAAGAAAAUUAGUUUCUAGACACAAUAGUUUUAAUAACGGAAAAAUAAUGUAUAGAUAUUAAGUUUUU
This is a messenger RNA of Lucilia cuprina (Australian sheep blowfly), 880 nucleotides long. RefSeq lists its product as uncharacterized. The record is from RefSeq and is a predicted model, not a curated record. The transcript is spliced from 3 exons. The coding region runs from base 350 to 685 and encodes 111 amino acids. NCBI's taxonomy places the organism in Eukaryota, Metazoa, Arthropoda, Insecta, Diptera, Calliphoridae.